CCUGCAUUUAAUUAUCAAGCUUAGUAGCUACAGCAGAGCCGGUUUGCCAAGAUGACCGAAUUAGAGACUGCAGUGGCAACGAUCAUUGAUGUCUUUCAUAAUUAUGCGGCUACUGAAGGCGACAAAUAUUCUCUUACCAAAGGGGAACUGAAGACCCUUGUGGAGAAAGAAUUGCCUGGGAUUCUUUCGAGUGCAAAGGAGAAAGAUGGUUCAGAAGAACUCUUAAAGGAUCUUGAUGAAAAUGACGACAACAAGUUGGAUUUAAAAAACUUUGUUGUAUUCUUGGCAUCCCUGGCUACUCUUGGAUCCAAAAAUGUGCCACCUAAGUAAUAAUAUACACAUUUCAUUAUUAUAUGUCAUCUCGUCAAUAAAUCUAUCCAACUAAAUGUA
Molecule: messenger RNA, 390 nt
Organism: Spea bombifrons (plains spadefoot toad)
Lineage: Eukaryota; Metazoa; Chordata; Amphibia; Anura; Pelobatidae
Product: protein S100-P-like
Exons: 2
Coding region: 52-330 (92 amino acids)
Biological process (GO): endothelial cell migration
Cellular component (GO): extracellular exosome; cytoplasm
Molecular function (GO): calcium ion binding; transition metal ion binding
Source: RefSeq, a predicted model, not a curated record